CACUUUCUAUGAGAAUUUGAUACCAAAGAAAUUGCCAAAACAUAUUUAAUUUAUAAUUCGAUAUAAAUCUGGAAUCAAAAUGCCAGAGAUAGGACCAAUAAUGCGGGCAUUAGAGCUGCAGCGAUUACUGGAAGACAAAGUGACUGAGUGGCGGGAGAGGUCAACGAGGGUCGCCGGGACGAGCGUAGCCGAGUCUUAUCAACAACCGCUCAACUUCAAGCGACACACAAACAGACGCAAAAACAGCGCUGAAAUAAACAGAAUUAUCGCAAAGUACUCGAAGCCCAACAAGCGGACAGUCGAACCGAUCGUUGCACCGAUAAAUAAUGUCCAACCGCCGCAACGCCCUGCCAGACAGAAAAAGAUUCAAUCCAAUUUAAAAUUAUCCAAGAGCGAAGAUAACCUCGUUCAAGCGACGAUUAUGGAUCACCCCGACCCCUCAGCCGAAUCUAAGUCGCGAUUUAACUUCAGCAAAUACAACGCCAGAAGCUGCGAAGACGUCACUGCGUUUGUUGACAUCGAACGCAACAGAAAAAGCAGACAUUUUGAAGAAAACAGCAUUCUCAACGCGAAAGUCGUUACUCCAGAAGUGCCUAUACGAAUAAAAAGAUUACAAAGUAUCAGUGAGGAUGGAUUAGGCAUAUCUUCAUCUAAUCUUAAGGACAGUGGUGUAGAAGUCAGGACAUCGAAUUUUGCUACUUCGACUCCUAUUUAUAGGAGAAGGGCAGUGAGUGAAAAUGUAGCCGGUUUCGAGAAGUGUUCCAAAAAUUCUAGUUGUGAUAGUGCGUUAAGGAAAGGCAGUCCGGAACCGGAUAUUCUGAGUGAGAGUCCCAGUGAGGUGUCAGUCGGGACAUUGGGUUCUAAAAAGACUUUGAAGAAUCGGUGGAAGCUGCUAAAGCCUCCUUUUCGUAAAGGGACGUUGGAUUGUUUGAUACGUUGGCGAGGAAAAAAACAUCGAGCCCAGGAACAGACGAUACAAGAAGUGGACGACAGCUUCUUCGAGAAAUUCGGCUCUUUAUUAAAGCAAGUGUCACUAAAAGCCGCUAUAGAAGAGGCGACUCCUCUAGCCCCUCUAAAAGAAAUUGAGGAAAAUGAUGGCGAGAAGGCCGAGGCGGAGCUUUUGGAGGAGAGCAGGAGUCUCGCGAGGGAUACUGACAGUGGUAAUGAAACACUAUUGGACACGGACUCCGAACCAGAAGAUCCUGAAAAGAUCGAGAGACUUGUCGAGACUAUUGACUGGAACAUCGAUGAACUCUACCUGGAAAUCCUGUACGAGAUCCUACACAAUGUCGGCGGAUGUGACGUAGGCUGCGAGGCGGGGCAGCUGGCUAUGUUGUCCUAUGUUCAAGACGCCUUCAAGAUCUCUAAUGACAAGCACAAGGAACUCCUCACACAAGCCGAAGCUAAGGAACCUCCAGAACUGAUGCUAAAUGUGGAACUAGUGGAGGCUAAAGACUUAGUGCCAAAGGACCCCAACGGUCUGAGCGACCCAUUCGUGACGAUAUACCUGAUGUCCAACUCCUCACACCGGUACAAUACGUCGGUGAAGUCCAGCACGCUCAAUCCUGUUUGGGAGGAGUAUUUCUCGUUGCCGAUGCGAGAAAACCUUCAGGAGGACUCUCUUUGUUUAGAAGUCUGGGAUUUCGACCCCGCUGAGACAGUAAAAGAGAAGAUGACCAAGAUGUUCGAAGUGAAAGGGGUGAAGGGCUUCCGGAAGCUAAUGAAAGAGAUAGCCAUCACCGCCUCCUACGGCAAACAUGACAACGAACUUAUUGGCACGGCUAACAUUCCCCUCAAGUCUAUCCCAGCAAGUGGUAUGACAAUGUGGUUCAACCUCAGCAAGAAGAGCAAGUUACGGCGCCAGGGCGUGGUGAAGGUGCGGCUCAACUUCUCGUCCGAGAAGAACUCGCAGGUCGCGGCGCAGGAGCACCGCCAUUUGCUCAGGAUCAUGCUACUCCAUGAACUGGAGAAUUCCAAGGUGGCCCCAUACUGGUGGUGCGGCAACUUCAGCGGCCCCGCGGAGGCCAUCUUAACCCAGCAUGUUGCGCAAAGUGGUCUCUCGCCCACAGAGAACGCGCUCGCGCAGUGGAGUGUGUACUGCUCGCUCACCGUCGACCACCCGCUCAGCUUCGCCCUCUUCAACAUGCUGUUGGAGAAGAUCACCAAGCCUUUACAAUCCGGUCUCAUAAAAGAAGAGGACGUUAAGCUAUUCUGGGAUGGCGCCAAGAAACUGCUCCCGACAUGCUUCGGACAAAUCAGAAAGUUGAGGAAGAAGACCGCUGGCGACAACACCGUCAUGAAAACACUUAGAGAAGUCAUGAAAAUACUGUACAAAUUGUCCAUGUUAGACGUCCCCGACUCCGUUGAUCUGUUUCCUAGUAAUGUGUAUGGUUGGUUGCGGAGUAAUGACAAGGGAAGGUUGACGAUUCAUGAGGUGUUGAACCAGGCGGCUAUCCAGGGCGCUUCCGAUUGGUUCGUGCAUAUUCUGGACAAUAAUGAGUGCAAGGAUAAGGAGGAGGAGUCAAGGCUGCAGCAUCUCAUCAGGGUGAUUCAGCUCGUGCGCUCUGAUCUGCAGAGAGCUAUUGAAUACCAUGAUAGAGUUUUCAUUGAAGUCAUGAAUUUCCCAUACUCCAAAGCGCUUUACGGACUAUACGAAAGCAAGAUCGCAUCUCUAGUGGAGCCUGAAGUAAUAGAAGUGUGUAAAAGCUUGAAGCGGUUGAACUACAACGAGGGGUCGACGACCAGCGUGCACCUCGCGGGCGGGCUCACCGGCGCCACGGGGCUGGGGGCGCCGAGGGUGGAGGACGAGCCGCUGGCUAUGGGGACUACUUUGUUUGAGCUGUAUCUGGCGCUGCAGAGGUUUUUGACACUAGGCCAAGGACUGAAUGAAACAGACUGGAGCUCAUACGCCAUAUCCAAAUUCCACUGGUGGUUCUUUGGUGGCGUGGCCCAAUGGCUCGACAUCGCCGCCUACAAGGCUUUGACUCGCAUCGAGAAAGCUGUGGACUUGGACCCUUUGACUGUCAUUGACAGCACCGUGAAAUACAGCAGUUCGGCUGUGGAUACGCUGCAGAUAUUUUAUCAAAUAAAGAUUUUCUGGACGCAGUUGGCUUGGCCUGAUGUGGAGGGGAGCUACACGUUUGUGGCUAAGAUUAUUGAUGACAUAUGCCGUUGCUGCGUGUUCUACUCAGACCGCAUGUCCGGCCGCGUGGACAACGCGGGCCGCGUCAGCACCGUGUUCGAGGAGCGCUUCGAGGUCACCUCCGAGUGGUGCGUCGCCAUCAACAACAUCGACUACGUGCGCCAGAGCUUGGAACCCUUCGUGGAAGAGCUAGGCAUGGAUGACAUUAUACAGAGACUGUGCGAGUGCAAAUCUCCAGUUGAAGCGCAAAGAUGCAAAGACACCUUGCAGUGUGUUAUUGCAAACGCUAUUGACACGGUAAAGAAUAAAAUUGUGGAGAUCCUGGAAAUAAUGGUCAAAAAGAUGAUGCCGUCCAUCACCCGGUUCCUAAUGGAGGGCGCGGAGCUGCUGCACCAGGACUGCUCGAGCAUGGACCGCGUCAUGCGCUACCUCGAAGCCAACCUCGACACCCUCUAUCAGCAACUCAACAACGACAACUUUUCACGGACCCUCGACAUUGUGUGGGAGCAACUCGGAGAGGUCCUCUACGAGUUGAUACAGGCUAACUUAGAGAAAGAGAAACUCGCCACCCGUAUCCGCUUGCUUAGACGUAGGUAUUUCGACAAAAACAAAGUAUCUCCCAAUAGCAACUACCUCCUUUUUCGGCACCGAAAAGCAAAGAUAACUCGGUAUAUCGACCCGAGGCGCCUGACAAAAUCGGCUGCUGCCAAUUUAGAUGCGAAACGAAGACCACCCAGCUUUUUUUCCAAUCUCCACGAAUGCCUCAAAAUAAUGAUCCGAUCCUUCCGUCAAGACAACAAAGAUAUUUACUCAUCGGAGACAUUGAAACGAGUAGAAUACUUACUGAAACUUCACGGCAUGGAGACCAGAGAACUGAUACACCAGUACCACUUGGAGAGGUGGCAGGAGCAACAAGCUAUUAACGAACCGAAGAUGGGAAUACUCACCGUCAGAGCGCAGUUCAUUGAAGACAAUUUGAAGUUAGAAAUUUUGAACGCUAGGAAUUUGGUGGCGACAGAUUCUAAUGGUCUGUGUGACUCGUACGUGCGCGUGGGGCUGCUUCCGGAGGACUCGUUCGCCAACGUGAUGAAGCCCAAGACACAGACGCAUAACAAGAAUCUCUUCCCGCUGUACGACGAAAUGUUCCUCAUCCCCUUGAGCCACGAGCAGCGCCGCGUGCGCGACGGGCUGCUGCACUUCGCGAUCAAAGACAAGGACAUGUUCAGCGUGACCAACGCGUUCGUGGGCGAGGCCUACCUCAGCUUCGGCGACGUGCCCGACACCGUCGCGCCCAUCUCCAGUCUGCAGCAACAGCAUUUGCCGCUCACGAGGCCCAGUGCUAUAGACGGGGACGCGAUAAAGGCGCUCGAAUCGCGGCAGGGCGACAAGCAAGCACGGGAGUUCCUUAAGAAACAGCGGCAGAAGAUGCCCGGCAAGCAGUUCUUCUCCCUCAGUUGAGCAGACUAAUACCUUGUAAAUAGUCAAAUAUACCACUGAAUUACUGAAACGGUAAUAAUAUUAUUAGUUUAUGAACUAUCGAAUCGUAUGGAUUUUUGUAACAACACACUAAUAAUUUUAAGUCUAAUAGCGUUGUAGAAAUGAGAACCAUAUAAUAUUGUAAUCAAUUACAUGCGAAGCAGAGGUACUUUUUCAAAUUUCCGAAUGAAAAUGUUGUAAAAUCACUGUUUGAGCACUUGGAUUUUAAUAGAAUUCACACGGCUUUUAAUUUUGUUGUUUCAGAUUUAUAACAAUACCUUUAUCUUAUUUCCUUAAUUUAUUAUUUCAAAUUAUUUUUUUCAUAUGCCGGCUGUAUUUUAUGAGGCAGAGUCUAACGUUAUAAUAACUAAUAAAGUAAUUAUACAAAAUACAAAGUUAACUCAAAACUGUUAAAAAUAGGUUAAUUCAUUCGAGAGAGUUAAUUGACUGGAACACAGUUAAUGUAUCUAACACAUUCUACAUGAUAUAAUAGAAUUCUGUUUUAAAAUGUGUACCUAUAUUUCUCGAUUAUUCGUCAAUAAUCAGUAAUGACAUUUGUCAGUUGAGGAAAAUGUUUAGCUGGAUUGUUUUAACCCGUUUUAUGUUUUCCUAUUUUAUGCGAACCAAAUUUAAAUACCAAUUUGCCAGCAAUAUUUUUCAUAAGCAAUAUAAAAUAUAAGUACGUGUGUUCUAUAGACUGAUAUAUUGUCUUACGGUGAUUUAAAUAAAAUUUAGGUAUGUAUGUGUCUAAAAAGAGCAUUUAAUAAUUUUGGCUCGGAAUCUCAGUUUGAAUUGUGGAUUUGGGAUGUGUUGUUUUUUUUAGAUUGGCCUUCUGUUUACUCGUUGUAUGUCCUUUGUUCUUGAUUAGAUCCAGUAGGUAAAGUAUUAACGAAAAAACCUCCUGUUCAAAAAUAAUAUGGGAAUUGAUCACUCGCGGGAUGUAAAUGAAGUUUUAUUAUGAUAUUCGAUUUAGAUUCAAUCACAUUCAAUUGACUCUUUUGAUGUGUAAUAAGUUUAGCUAGUAGGUAUAUAAGAAGAUAGGAUGAUGCCCUAAAUUAUUUAUUUAUAUCGUUUAAAUAAAUAAGCUACCUGAGGCAAUAAAUUAAAACAAAAACUCCAUUACAUAAUUUUACAAAAGGGCGUAUGUAUAGGUAUGUAAGUCCCUUUAAUACCUAUUACUAAUAUUUUUAAAACUAAGCUACUUAAAUAAGGUUGUCGAAUUUACCAAAUGAAUGUUCUUGACGAAAAAUUGAUUUAAACGAUCACGGAGGCCCUACCUCGAACAACUUCGUUCGCUCGUUUAUUCGCCUUUCUAUCGUUCACACAUGCUAGAGCCAAGAACAGAUAUGGAGAAGAAUAAUAGAGAGGCAAAUAACGAAAUUUCGAUUUCGAAUGGUAGGUCCUUAGAUGUUUGCCAUAUUGUCGUUGUCGCUAGAUCGCGUUGCGUUGUAGCUUUUGUCGUAUUUAUGACGAGAUUCUUAGGGCCCUUGCACACCGCGUUUUUUAUUCCAUGAAGCAGUUUGUUUGCGUUUGCAUCGAUACACACGCGCGUCGACGGCGCGUGUUGUUUUGACUGGGUUUCCUAGAUAGUCUCUACUAAAUAAACGCAAUUGCCCAGCGCGUCUAUCGAUACAAACGCGCAUCUGCAUCGAUGUAGGUGUGCAAAGGUCUACAAGCCGCGUCUGACUUGCGUGCGAAUCGCAUUUGUAUCGAGGUGUGCAUAGGCCCUUAAGGGGCCCACUGACUAUCAGU
Molecule: messenger RNA, 6370 nt
Organism: Cydia strobilella
Lineage: Eukaryota; Metazoa; Arthropoda; Insecta; Lepidoptera; Tortricidae
Gene: stac
Product: protein unc-13 homolog 4B
Exons: 20
Coding region: 80-4600 (1506 amino acids)
Cellular component (GO): secretory vesicle
Source: RefSeq, a predicted model, not a curated record